Sinocyclocheilus grahami is the source of this 1090-nucleotide messenger RNA. RefSeq lists its product as uncharacterized. NCBI's taxonomy places the organism in Eukaryota, Metazoa, Chordata, Actinopteri, Cypriniformes, Cyprinidae. The transcript is spliced from 5 exons. Bases 167 to 976 code for a protein of 269 amino acids. The record is from RefSeq and is a predicted model, not a curated record.
AGAGGAAAGCUUGUUUUGAGGAAACCUUGCUUGUAGCUUGUUUUCUACAUCACUACGAAAGAAAAGAGGCGUCAAUUGUGUAGUAAAAACGUUUUGCUCGUUAUUUAUUGAUCCAGAAAUGUCGAAUCUGUGAAUAUCUUGCUAACUUUACCGAACUUCGAGGAAUAUGAUUUCAUACACAGUUUUCAUCUCCGUGUGCUUGUGUGGUGUGUUUGGUGAUGAGACACAUGGAGUAAAGACGGUUUCAGUGAUGGAGGGAGAUUCUAUCACUUUAAACACCAAUGUUAAAGUACAGAUAGAAGAUCAGAUUCUGUGGACAUUUGUACCUCAAAGUAUGCAAAUAGCAGAAAUUAUUAAAAGGGACCAGUUGUACUUUGUAUUUGUCAAUAAUGAUGGGAGAUUCAGAGACAAACUACAUAUGGACAAUCAAACUGGAUCUCUAACCAUCAGAAACAUCAGAUCUGAACACAGUGGACUUUAUCAGCUGCAGAUCAGUAAUUCAAAAAUCUUAGUAAAGAGAUUCAAUGUUACUUUGUAUGCUCCUCUUCCCAUUCCCGUCAUCAUCAGAGACUAUUCACAUUGUUCUUCAUCCUCACCAGGAUGUUCAUCAGUUCCUAAAUGUCUCCUGCUGUGUUCAGUGUUGAAUGUGGGUCAUGUGACUCUCUCCUGGUACAAAGGAAACAGUUUAUUGUCCAGCAUCAGUGUGUCUGAUCUCAGCAUCAGUCUCUUUCUACCUCUGGAGAUUGAGUGUCUGGAUGAUUCUUACAGCUGUGUUGUGGCUUAUUCAUUCACCAACCAGACUAAACACCUCAGCAUCACUGAACUCUGUCUGACAUGUUCAGAACUCCUCCGACAUGCACUUGGGAUACUGGUGAUAACAUCCAUAUUUCUGCUGUUAGCAUUCAUUGUAGUUGUGCUGAUGAUCUGUUGCCGUUUAAAAGAAAAGGACAGCCCAGACGAAGGAAAACAUGGAUAAUGCUGAUAAGAAAUGUAGUAAACAGGGAGCUCAGGAUAAGAUAUGUGUCUCCGUUCCUUCAAAAGACAGAGUGAUGAAGCCAAUCAGUGUAUUGGGGUGAUUAGGAGGUCAUGA